Molecule: messenger RNA, 967 nt
Organism: Herpailurus yagouaroundi (jaguarundi)
Lineage: Eukaryota; Metazoa; Chordata; Mammalia; Carnivora; Felidae
Gene: CFAP126
Product: cilia and flagella associated protein 126
Exons: 6
Coding region: 188-871 (227 amino acids)
Biological process (GO): cilium organization
Cellular component (GO): ciliary basal body
Source: RefSeq, a predicted model, not a curated record
CGAGAAAUCGAAGAACAAGUAGAAGGGACCGGUAGUCCCGGAAGGUCAGCCUUCUGCAGUUGCCAGGCAACAAAGGUAAACAGUGAAAAGUGGCAGGAUCAUGGCCACCAACUACAGUGCAAACCAGCACCUCCAUUCAGACUAGUCACGUUUCAAGUGUCCACUAGCCACAUGUGGCUAGUGGCCCAUGUUGAACAGCACACAUGCAGACCAAGAGUACAUCCCUUCUACAUAUGAAAAAGCUUUCUCACCCAAGUAUCUGCAGAACUGGUCUCCCGCCAAGCCAACAAAAGAGAGAAUUUCUUCCCACGAAGGCUACACUCAGUUUAUCGCCAAUGAUCGUGGCCAUCUGCUGCCCUUGGUGCCCCGUUCCAAGGCAAGUCCUUGGGGAUCCUUCAUGGGCACCUGGCAAAUGCCUCUGAAGGUGCCCCCCGCCCGGGUGACCCUGACCUCCCGUACAGUGGCUGGUGCUGCCUCCCUCACCAAGUGGAUACAGAAAAAUCCGGAUUUACUCAAGGCCUCCAACGGGCUGCGUCCUGAAAUCUUCGGCAAGCCUCACGACCCAGACAGUCAGAGGAAACUCGGGAAGUGGAUCACAAAGACCGUACCACAAGCACCAAGUCCCAUCAUAAUCCCAAACUCCCCACCUGUAAACCUCAGUUCCCCAGACCAACCCCAAAGCUCACACCCCUCUGCAGGUCACACUCCAGGCCCCCAAAGCCCAGCCAUCUCUCCCAAGAGCCCACCUAGGAGCCCACGCAUGCCGGAGCAUUGGGCAGGUCCAAAUUUAGCUGAGGUCCAGACGUACAAACCUGGAACUCCGGAGACACCCAGGGACCCCACUGAGAAAACCUGUCUGGAAACGGAGUGAAGGAAGCAAGACCCCUGGUGAGGGAUAUAGAACGGGGAAAUUUCAGGGUGGGAAUAAAGGUACAUUUGGAAAAUAAACAUCAUUUAUUGAAUCUUU